AUGAUAAUUAAAAAAAAUAUUGGUGGAACUACAAUUUGGAAUUUUGAAACUGAUAAUUUAGAAAUUGAAUUUAAUUUGAUACCCAAAGAGAAAUCUUUGGAAUCCAGUAUCUUUGUUAACGGAUAUGGCCCAUUUCAACACUCUGUUAAAGACUAUGUAACAAGUUUUACUGUUGGUAAUGACGACUAUAAAAUUGUAUUACCUAAUAUUACAAAAGGACAAAACCAUAGACAUUUAUAUAGAAACAAUAUCGAUGUAAUGAAUGGCCAAAAGUUUUCUUUUAAAAAGAGUAUUCACAAAACAAAAUGGAGAAUGGUAUACAUAUCAUGUAUUGUUGGCGCUGGUUUAGCAUAUUACAUUUAUAAAUCUAAAAAAAUUAAUAAAUGUAAAAAUGCAAAGUUUAAAAUUAAUAAAGAAAAAGAAUUUAGCGAAUCUAGAAAUGAUAUUAGUUACCACAACAAUUUAUUAAACAGAGGAAUAGAGCUAAAGAAACAAGUUAGUAUGGAAAGUAUUAGAUCUGAUAUCGCCACUAUAGCAACAACAACAACAACAAAUAAAGAUGAAAUCAAAACUGAUAAUAAUAGUACCAGUGUAAACAACAAUAUCGAAUCAAAUAGCACAAUCAGCGAAAUAAAUAAUAAUGAAACAACUACUGAUGAUAAUAAUAAUAAUAAUCAAACCACAAAUAAUGAAAACACAAAUAAUGAAGCUACAAAUAAUGAAACCAUAAAUAAAGAAAUAACAGUUAAUGAAAUAAUUACAAAUAUUGAAACUAAUGAAUCAAUAUCUACAACAGCAACCACAAUAAAAGAAAAUGAAAUGGAAGAAAAUAAUGAAUCUAAAAAUAGUGAAGUAAUUCCCGAAGCUAAUAUUAGUACUACCGAUAAAAAUGAAGCCCAUGUUGAUGAAAGUGUUUCUACAACUUUUGAAAAGCCUCUAGAAAGUGAAAUUAAAAAUGAAGACGGUCACGAUGCUAAACUAAGUGAAGAGGCAAAUCAAGCUAAAGAUAACCUCUUACCAUUAGAGCCAAAUAAAGAGCAGGAAGAAGGGGAAGCUAUUAAUGAAACAUUAUCACAAACCGUUUCUGUGGUAUUAGAAGUUAAACAAGUAAAAGAAGAAAAUGUUUUAAAUAGUAUCACUACAAGUAACGAUUCAGAUACAAUCACCAACAAUAAUGACUCCUAA
Molecule: messenger RNA, 1185 nt
Organism: Dictyostelium purpureum
Lineage: Eukaryota; Evosea; Eumycetozoa; Dictyosteliales; Dictyosteliaceae
Exons: 2
Coding region: 1-1185 (394 amino acids)
Source: RefSeq, a predicted model, not a curated record